Messenger RNA from Parastagonospora nodorum SN15, 555 nucleotides. RefSeq lists its product as hypothetical. Gene Ontology annotation, cellular component: membrane. The transcript is spliced from 2 exons. Gene Ontology annotation, molecular function: transmembrane transporter activity. The coding region runs from base 1 to 555 and encodes 184 amino acids. The record is from RefSeq and is a predicted model, not a curated record. NCBI's taxonomy places the organism in Eukaryota, Fungi, Ascomycota, Dothideomycetes, Pleosporales, Phaeosphaeriaceae.
AUGGCGCAGUGGCGUCUCAACCGCGAGAACGAUGGAGUCGCCGACGAGGUCAAAGAGUCUGUAUUCGUUGGACUAAAGCAAGCCUUCUCUGACCCGAAAGUACCACUCCUUGUCUUCAUUCAGACAUGCGCCGUUGUAUCAAUGAGCUUUACCUACUUCUUCCCUUCCAUUGUCAACACGCUUGGCUUUCCUCGCGUCGAAACGCUUCUACUCACCGCUCCUCCCUACUUCCUGGCUUUCUUGUUCUCGGUCCUGAACUCGUGGCACUCGGGACGCUCGGGAGAGCAUUGUUUCCAUAUCGUCAUGGCCUGUGCGAUCUCCGCCGUUGGGCAGAUCAUUUCGAUGACGACGUAUAAGACUGGUCCACGCUACUUUGCCAUGUUUUUGCAGGCUAUGGGAUCAUUUUCCGCAUUUCAGUUGAUCCUACCUUGGGUUUCAGCAACCAUUGCACGACCCAAAGCGAAAAGAGCGGUCACACUCGCCCUGGCGACAGCUGUAUCGAACGCGACAAAUAUUGCCACCGCUUAUCUUUAUCCUGCUUGGAGCGCACCGUAA